GCUGGUUUUCAUCGCCGGCAUGAUACCGACUGUGCUAAUGUCCAUCAGUUCCUGGAAAUAAUGGCUUCGUCUUAGUGAAAUACUACAAUGUUGUGUGUGGUUAUGCAUAGCAGUCAAAGAGUUCGGCAUGUGUGAUCAUGUAAGCCCGUCUGUUGCUGGAGAGCUUUGUAGCGUUACUCAUCUGGACAGUACGGUAGAUAACUGACGUUACUGUUGGACAAGGACAGAGACAGACAGAUCAUGAGGGUUUGGAGGACCAGCCGACAGUCUGGGAAAUGUGCAGCUUUUCUCGCCAUCUUUAUGCUAAUUUUGAGCGCAGAGCUGGUGAAAACAGCCUCUGAAUAUGACCCCUAUUACACCCUGGGUGUCAGCAGGAGUGCCAGUCAAGCCGAAAUCAAAAGGGCAUACAAGAGGCUUGCCAGAGAAUGGCACCCAGAUAAAAAUAAGGACCCUAAUGCUGAGGACAUGUUCAUCAGGAUUUCUAAGUCUUACGAGAUUCUAUCUAAUGAGGAGAGAAGGUCCAACUUUGACCGGUUUGGGCAGAAGGAUGAAAACCAGCACUUUGGCCAGUCACAGCAUCACGGUUUCCGCAGCUUUCACAGCAGCUUUUACUUUGAUGAGUCCUUUUUCCAUUUCCCCAGGAACAGAGACUUUUCAGACAGCAAGUACAUGCUUCGCCUUGCACAGUUUAACAACGAAGUCCUUCCAGACAGCCACAAGAGGCCAUACCUAAUAAAAGUGACCUCAGAGUGGUGCUUUGCAUGCAUCCAUAUCGAGCCAGUGUGGAAGGAGACCGUGCAGGAGCUGGAGCCUUUAGGUAUAGGCAUUGGUAUUGUAGACCUGGGCUUUGAUCGGGCUUUGGCCAAGCAGCUGGGAGCUUACCGUGCUCCCUCCAUCAUCGGGGUGGUGAACGGAAGAGUGACCUUCUUCCAUCAGGCAGUGGUGCGGGAGUUCCUGCGACAGUUUGUUGAAGAUUUGCUGCCCCAGAAACUGGUGAUGAAGAUCACUGACGAUAACUACAUGGCAUUUCUUGAAAACUGGCAUGUGGAAAAUAAACCCAGAGUUCUGUUGUUUGAUCAGGUCCCCAUUGUUCCCCUGCUCUACAAGUUGACGGCAUUCGCCUUCAGAGAUUAUGUGCGUUUCGGCUUUGUGGACCAGGGUGGCACAAGCAGCACCAGGCUCCUGCUGCAGUUCAACAUAAACACAUAUGCUCCCACCAUGCUGCUCUUUAAGGAAGACACGGUGAAGCCUGUUGACAUCAUCCAGGCCAGAGGGAUGAAGCGACAGAUGAUGAACGAGUUUGUCUCAAACAACAAGUUCCUGCAGGUGCCACGACUGGUCAGCCAGCAGCUUUUUGAUGAGCUAUGUCCUGUCAAGCAGUUCCACCGGCGGAGGAAGUACUGUGUGCUGCUGAUCACAGGCGAUGACCCAGCCUAUCUCGCAGCCAAUAAGGCCUUCCUGGACUUCGCCUCAGCCAACAGCAAAGAUGUGCUACGGUUUGCAUAUGUCUACCAGCGUCAGCAGCAGCCUCUCUGCCAGGCAUUGCUCCAAAAUCAGGGAGCACACUCUGCUCAGGUGGUGAUUCUCGAGAGGCGGAGCCAGACUGGUAAAGUCCUGUACCGCUCCGUGAGCGGUGGCUGGAAUGGCAGCGAGGAAGACAAGUACCACCUUCAUGAACAGCUGGAGCUCCUUCAGAAGGACCCCACCUAUCUGACUUCAGACGCCACCUUACCAGAACUCAACAACGAGAUGGCCCCCAUUUUUAUCAUUCGGUGGAUGAAUGCUGCUUAUGAUUACAUGCUUCAAAUAUACGAUGACCUUCUCUACUCAAAUUGGCGAGAGAUGAUGCCUAUUCUGUCCUUGAUCUUCUCAGCUCUCUUCAUUGUUUUUGGCACCGUCAUCAUCCAGGCGUUCAGUGAGCCGGGUGAGAGCAAACCCCAAAAACCAAAACCAAAGCCAAAGGAGCAAACACGAACUGAGGAUGAUGCAUCGAGCAGAGCAAGUACCUUCAGCCGUCCUCCAAAAAAGGACUUUGUGGAGGUGACAGAGCUAACAGGCAUUACAUACACCAGUAACCUUGUCAAGCUGAGGCCUGGCCACAUCAAUGUCCUGCUGGUGCUCACCAAUGCUUCCAAGAGUGCUUUGCUCCGGAAAUUUGCCAAGGAGGUUUUCUCUUUCUCUGGGUCUGAGACCCUCCACUUCUCCUUCCUCAACGCUGAUAAGCAUCGCCACUGGAUGCCAUCACUCCUUCGCUUGGAUCGUGAUGGUGCGCAGAGCCAGAGCCAUUCAGAUGACGAGGAGGAGUCUUCCAACUACAUGGGCUAUGUCCUGGCCCUGAAUGGCCACAAGAAAUAUUUCUGCCUCUUUAGACCCGUGUUCACAGGGGACGAUGGCAGCGAUUCAUCUUCUGAUACCUCAUUCUCCUCAGACAGCAGGAGGAAGUCCCGUUCCAAGUCAAGGUCUAGCUCACACUCCCGGUCGCGAUCCCGUUCCAGGGAGGAUGGAUCCAGCUCCAGGAGAGGCUCCAGCAGGGCCACUAGCAUAGAGGUCCACCAUAAGCUUGACAGGCUGGGACUGUGGAUGGAGAGGCUAAUGGAAGGGACCCUGCCCAGGAUACGUGUCCCAGCAUGGCCCACGCUUUUUGACGACACUGCAGAGGGCUGAAGCUGAAUUAAGAAAAUUAGUUUUCAGGUUUGUUUGUUGUUGUUUUUUUUUUAAAGUUCUAUUUUGCAGCUGUAGUUUGCCACUGAACUGUUGAAACCCAGUGUUUUACAACAGCAGAAUGCGCGUUCUUAAUUGUUUUGUUAACGUGUUUACAUCCACACAAUGCAUUACGGCUCAGACGUUAGCUCUAGCUAGCUGUGAGUGCAAAAAUGUUUAUCUACAUUCAUGAGGUUAAACUCAUGCAGCAUGGGAGAUGUGCGUUUAUUUCUGUCUGCUCAAGGACUUUAAAACCACAUUGAACCUCUGAACUUUCCAUCCACUGUUAACACCUCCCUAGAGUUUGACCUUUUAACGUUAUGUCCCACUGAUGGAAAAAUCUGACACUUCAGAGGCUUUCUUUGGGAGCAGGCUAAUGAUGGCAUGCAAACUGAAAUUGUUGCACUGUUACAGAUGAUUUGUCUCUGUGGGAUUGCAGGAUCCUUCAAUUGAAUUUGAUUUUGUACUUUAGUUUGCUAUUCAUAGCUGACAUCGCUUUCAGACAAACAGAACUUACACAGCCUCAGAACACCCAAUAACAGGGUGAAAUGCAUAUUGAUUAACCUGCUUGAGGCUGAUUUACCUGUUUUGUUCGUUACCUUCAAUCAACAGGAACAAUAAAUCAAACCGUAUAUUUGUCCAUUUUAAUACUUGGCCCUUUAACCACAGCAGAUGUUAAUGCAUGGAAUAAGUAGACCUAAAAUCACAUCAUAAAACUCACCCUUGUCUCUGUAAUAGAAUAAUUUGCUGCUCAACAAAUAAUAAUUGUAUUCUUCUAUGUCUUUUGGAAGUCAUUCUAACUGUAUAAAAUGAAGUGUAACUAAAUUCCUUUUUAAAACGGUUUAUUUAUUAAAGUGUGCAAAUAUGUUUGACCUUGA
This is a messenger RNA of Haplochromis burtoni (Burton's mouthbrooder), 3578 nucleotides long. RefSeq names its product dnaJ homolog subfamily C member 16. The record is from RefSeq and is a predicted model, not a curated record. The coding region runs from base 241 to 2664 and encodes 807 amino acids. NCBI's taxonomy places the organism in Eukaryota, Metazoa, Chordata, Actinopteri, Cichliformes, Cichlidae. The transcript has 15 exons.